AUGUCACGAACAACCGUUCUGCUCAUCGGAGCUGCGGGUGAGACCGGAGGUUCAAUCGCAGCUGGACUUCUUGAAUACCCAACCUACGAAAUUCACGCCCUUAUCCGACCCCGUUCUGCCCAGAAACCCGCAGUCCUCGCCCUGCAGGACAAGGGCGUUCACAUUCGCAAGUGCGACCUGAAAUCGUCAGAAGAGGAGCUCGAAAAAGCGCUCUCCGACAUCGAUGUCGUCAUCAGCUGUGUCGGAUCGGCUGAACAGCAGGACCAGAUUCCUAUCGCCAAUGCAGCGAAGAAGGCCGGUGUCAAACGAUUCAUUCCCUGCGGUUUCAUCACGGUUGCACCGCCAGGUGGGAUUAUGUGGCUGAGGGACGAGAAAGAAGCAGUUUACAACCACAUCAAGCAGCUCCGCCUUCCCUACACCAUUAUCGACAUUGGCUGGUGGUACCAACUCUCCUACCCCAGACUCGAGUCCGGAAAGGUCGACUAUGCCAUGACAGCAUCCAACAACGAAAUCGUCGGAGACGGCAACACACCCAUGGCUCUGACUGAUCUGAGGGACAUCGGGCGUUACGUCGCUAGAAUCAUUGCCGACGACCGCACAUUGAACAAGAUGAUCUUCGCGUACAACACAGUUCUGACGCAAAACGAAAUUUUCAACCUUCUAGAGGAGAUCAGUCAGGAGCAGAUUACUCGCAACUACAUUUCGGAGGAAUUGGUUCAGAACAGAGUACUUGCCGCCCGUCAAUCAAGCGAAACCUAUCCAUUCGAUCCCGUCAAAUUCAUCCCUCGGUAUCUUGCCGAAUACCAGCUCUCUUGGGGCAUCCGUGGAGACAACACUCCGGAAUAUGCCAAGUAUCUUGGUUACCAGUUGGCCAAGGAACUAUACCCCGAUUUUCAGCCUAUUGACUUCAAAGACUACCUUACCGAAGUCUACAAGGGAACAGCGAAGGGAAUCUACACAGACCGGACCAUCUCCAAAGCCCAGCAGCGCAUGUUCCCUCGAAGCGAGUCCACUGAUUCGCUGCAAGGACGAUUCUUCCCCAGAACCGAGUCUAGCGACUCUCUCUACAUGUCCCGAUAG
This is a messenger RNA of Aspergillus mulundensis, 1080 nucleotides long. RefSeq names its product aromatic alcohol reductase. Gene Ontology annotation, molecular function: oxidoreductase activity. Bases 1 to 1080 code for a protein of 359 amino acids. Lineage: Eukaryota; Fungi; Ascomycota; Eurotiomycetes; Eurotiales; Aspergillaceae. The record is from RefSeq and is a predicted model, not a curated record. The transcript is spliced from 4 exons.